AUGCCAGCGGAAGCUGUGGCCGACACUUCAGCCGAUUUCGCCCAAAGAGAUGUCAGAGACCCGCAGGGGGAGGUUAACGUGACUCGUAUAGUGAAGCUGCCGCCUUUCUGGAAGGAUAACCCCUUUUUAUGGUUCACGCAAGUCGAAGCGGUUUUCGCUCUAUCACGAAUUACCGCUGAUGAGACAAAAUUCCGAUACGUUAUAGUUAAUCUUGAUCAAAACAUUCUACCGUUUGUUUCAGAUAUCCUAGCCUCACCGCCGGCCGAGAACAAAUACGGGGCUCUAAAAACACGCAUUAUUUCGUCAUUCGAUGAAUCGAACGAGUCCAAGCUGAGACGAUUGCUGCGCGGACAUGAAUUAGGUGAUGAAAAACCGUCACAUUUUCUGCAACGGUUAAGAAAUCUAGCUGCAGGACAAUGCAACGAGGCCGUUAUGAGAACGUUAUUCCUUGAACAAAUGCCGGAAAGCGUAAGAAGCAUACUUGCCAUAAGUGAGCUUACCGAUCUGUCAAAACUCGCACAGCAGGCCGAUAGAGUAGUGGACGUCACGCGUAACACGGUUGCCGUAGUCAGCACUGGCGAAGCAAAAGCGUGCGACAAAACCCCCCAAGAUGAUGUCAACUUACACGAAUUAAAGAAAAUGGUCGAAUCCCUGUCUCGAGAAGUUAAGCGAAGCAUACGGCGUAGCCGAUCAAAGUCGCGAGGACGAGGACGAUCAAAGUCCAAAGAACGUGAAGACGAUAUCUGUUAUUAUCAUAGCAGAUUUGGCGAACAAGCAAAAAAUUGUCGCCCACCAUGCACGUUCAAGAAACAAAAAGCAAAACUUGAGCUGACGGAAAACUAG
Cyphomyrmex costatus is the source of this 843-nucleotide messenger RNA. RefSeq lists its product as uncharacterized. The transcript has a single exon. Lineage: Eukaryota; Metazoa; Arthropoda; Insecta; Hymenoptera; Formicidae. Bases 1 to 843 code for a protein of 280 amino acids. The record is from RefSeq and is a predicted model, not a curated record.